AUGUCUUCAGCACUCAAGGCAAAUCAAAUCGCAGCCGGUCAAAAGUGGAAAGCACACAAGCGUGACAAAAUUACCGAGCUCAACGCGAUCCAGUCUCCGCUCCUCCGUCUACCCGCCGAGAUCAGGGAGAUGAUCUACACAAAUGUCUUCCGCAAUGAGAUCUUCGAGCUUGAUCAGAAUCUCAAGCCUGAUGUCGAGGCGUGGAUCCUCAACGGGGCUGUUACACUCACACCUCACGAUACCGAUUCGCAUCCUCAGAGAUACCCAGGCAUGGAGCUGCUUCUUGCUUCUCGCCAAAUCUAUCAAGAAGCCGCUCUACAUCCUUACAAGCUCGCAACAUUCGACUUCGGUGUCUCAUUCAACUCCGGCCGCCUUGUUGGAAUCGGUCCUAAGCAUAUAGCUAUGAAGUUCUUUCUGAAGGAGAGAUCAAUGGCGCAAGCUGAGGUUCUUGCCAGGAUGCAGGUCUGUGUGAGUGAGAGACAAUGGGCUCCUCAAAGAGCUUUAGCGAGCAUGGUGACGGCGAACAGGAGCACGGGGAGCAUGAGGACGGGAGACGUUGCAUACUGGGCUGCAAAGUUGGGCUGCCAGGACUUCUUCUCUUAG
This is a messenger RNA of Alternaria hordeiaustralica, 603 nucleotides long. RefSeq lists its product as uncharacterized. The transcript has 2 exons. The record is from RefSeq and is a predicted model, not a curated record. Lineage: Eukaryota; Fungi; Ascomycota; Dothideomycetes; Pleosporales; Pleosporaceae. The coding region runs from base 1 to 603 and encodes 200 amino acids.